AUGGAUAAAGCAAAAAUUGAAGCGGCUCUAAAUAUCUGUAAUACCUUACCUGCUCAUUUAUUUGAAGAAACAAUUAAAAUACUAUCAAAAAUUGAUAAAAACUUAACCAACAAUAUUUUAAUAAAUAAAGAAGGACCUAUAAAAACUAAAUUUGAUAGUGAAGAAAAAAAAUACUAUUUAGCAAAUAUGUUUAAUAAAGAAAAAGAUUCAUAUAGAUCUCCUUAUGCAAAUAUUUAUUAUCCUGAUCAUUUUUCAAAUUCAUAUAUACCUUCUGAACCUUUAAGAAAUUUAGAGAUAUUAUUUAAUGAAGUAUUUGAUAGAUAUAGAAGGGCAUACUAUAUAAGUGGAUUAUCUUCUGUUUAUUUAUGGCCUAAUCCAAUAGAAGAGGGAUUCGUUGGAUGUUUUUUAAUAAAAAAAAAAGAAGAUUAUGAUGCCAACAUAAAUAUUAUUUGGGAAGGAACACAUUUAAUACAGGUAAAUAUAUCACAUUUAAUUAUUCAUUAUCAAAUUUCUUCAACUGUUAAUUUUUAUGUUACUAAAAAAAAUGAAAUUAUUUUAUCUGCUUCUAUUAAUAAAGCUUUAGAAAACUCCAAGAAAAUUUUAGAUAUGAAUAUAUUAAAAGACAAAUUUUUUCAUAUAGAGAAUAUGGGAAAAAUGAUUGAAAGUAUUGAAAACUCUCUCAGAAAAAGUAUUGAAUAUAUAUAUAUACUAAAAAUUAAUGAUAUUUUAAAUUCUCUUAGAUUUAAUGAUUUACUUUGUGACUACGCAUAUGAUGAAAAAAUUAUGAAAUUGCAAAGUAUAUGUAAUAACCUUACAACUUCCAAAGAGAGCAUUCAAGAUGAAUUAAAAUUAAAAUUUAAAAAUAAAAAUUUGAAUAUAGGAACACAAUAUUCUAUUAAUACUUAA
Messenger RNA from Plasmodium relictum, 906 nucleotides. It is a transcript of the gene CPbeta, whose product is annotated as F-actin-capping protein subunit beta, putative. Gene Ontology annotation, cellular component: F-actin capping protein complex. NCBI's taxonomy places the organism in Eukaryota, Apicomplexa, Aconoidasida, Haemosporida, Plasmodiidae. The record is from RefSeq and is a predicted model, not a curated record. Gene Ontology annotation, molecular function: actin filament binding. The coding region runs from base 1 to 906 and encodes 301 amino acids. The transcript has a single exon. Gene Ontology annotation, biological process: barbed-end actin filament capping; cell morphogenesis.